AACAUUUAGUUCCAGAUAGAUAUACUAAACAUAGUUUACUUUCUUGCAAUUCGAAUCAACAGCCAAUAAUAGAAAAGCCAAUUUGUCCAUAUUGUUGUUCGUCAUGUGAUCUAAUUAAAAAUUCUUUAGAUCAAUCUUGUUUAAAUGAUACACUGUUUAUAGUUAGUUGCCUAUUUUCUGCGGCAUUCAUCUCUUAUCCGGAAGCAAUUCAACGACGAGCCAUCAUUAAUUCAAAUUGUCAACAGAAUAAGAAAAAAACUUUCACAUCGUCGUCGUCAUUAUCAUCAUCAACUGUUACUUCAAUGGAUACAUUUAUUCUACAGUCAGCAUGUGAACAAAGUAGAAUACAAUUGAAAAUUUAUUUGAAUACUAUUCUAUUAGGUCCAGUUAAAUUGUCGUCGAAAACAUCAUCAACAUCACCGUCAUCAUCAUCAUCAUCUGGUAUGGAAAAUAUAUCUGACAAUGAUACUUUGGAUAUUUUAACAAAAUACACUAAUUGGUUCAAUGUUUUAAAUUUAGCCGCAUGUUGUUUACAACGUGUAUUUCUUCAGUCGACUCAUCAUACUCAUCAUCAACAACAACAACAACAACAGCAGCAGCGUAAAUCAAAUCUAUCAACGAUGAUGACAACAAUGAUGACGAUGAAACAGAGAGGGAAUAAAUUUGAAUGUUUCAAUGAUUUAAAAUUAUAUAUGAAUAAAUUAAAAAUUACCAAUGAUUGGUGGUCAGUAUUAAUGAAUAUGUUUGUAUGCAGUUUACGUGGUAUGUGGUUAGAUUGUGUUAGUAAUAAUAAUCAA
Schistosoma turkestanicum is the source of this 797-nucleotide messenger RNA. The record is from the annotation of a GenBank genome assembly. Lineage: Eukaryota; Metazoa; Platyhelminthes; Trematoda; Strigeidida; Schistosomatidae.